Suillus clintonianus is the source of this 1629-nucleotide messenger RNA. Its product is annotated as peptidase M24, structural domain-containing protein. The record is from RefSeq and is a predicted model, not a curated record. The coding region runs from base 143 to 1324 and encodes 393 amino acids. NCBI's taxonomy places the organism in Eukaryota, Fungi, Basidiomycota, Agaricomycetes, Boletales, Suillaceae. The transcript has 7 exons.
GCAUCCAGAGCUCGCUCUGUUUGACCGUACAGGUCAAAGAGAUUUACCAUAUCGGGAUUACCAAGUUCGAACAAGUCAAUCUCUCCAAUCCUCGCGUGCUCUCUUCUUUUGAUUAUUCCUAUUCCUGCAUUGAUCCAACACUAUGGCUGAGGUUACAACAGACGCACCAAAGCCUGCUGAAAAAACCCGGUUGAUCAGUGAAGCCGAUGUAACAAAGUACAAGACUGCUGGUGACAUCGUGAACGAUGUUAUGAAGAAGUUGAUCCCACUCUGUGUCGAGGGCGCAAAGAUCAUCGAUCUUUGCAUUGAGGGCGACAAGUUCAUCGAGGAGGGGACUGGUGGAGUUUACAACAAAGCCGCGAAGGGCGUUAAAAUGAGCAAGGGUCUUGCAUUCCCCACUUCCAUUUCUGUAAAUAACACCGUCGCCCAUUUCUCCCCCCUGGCAUCAGAUCCCCUAUCAUCCCAGGCCCUUGCUAAAGGCGAUGUUGUAAAGCUCCACAUCGGUGCACAUAUCGACGGUUUCGCCGUUAUCAGUGCGGAGACCAUUGUCGUCGGCGCAUCUGAGCAGGAACCCGUGACUGGCAGAAAAGCAGAUGUGCUCAAAGCAGCUUGGCACGCAGCUGAGAUCGCCAUGAGGCUCGUAAAGGUCGGAAAUAAAAACUUUGCAGUUACCGAUGCCGUUGCGAAAACUGCAACAGCUUGGGAUUGCAAGCCUGUCGAAGGCAUGCUCUCUUGUCAGCAGACGCAAAAUGUUAUCGAUGGCAAGAAGCGCAUCAUUCUCAACCCGAACGAAACACAGAGACGCGAUACCGAGUCGAUCACGUUCGCGGAAGACGAGGUCUAUGGAAUUGAUAUCCUUAUUUCUUCAGGAGAUGAUGGCAAGGCACGUAUCGAGGAUUCUCGGACGACCAUCUACCAAAAAGAUAGCUCAGUAACUUAUCAAUUGAAGAUGAAGAACUCCCGUGCUGUAUUCUCUGAAGUGCAGAAAAAGGCUGGUGCCUUCCCAUUCAAUGUUCGUGCGCUGGAGGAUGAGAAGAGAGCAAGACUUGGUCUUCAAGAGGCCGUGCAACAUGGCCUGAUUAAGCCGUAUGAAGUGGUGUACACUCCUGCAAACACGUUUGUGGCAGCAUUCCACUUUACAAUCGCAUUAGUCCCUGCUGGCCCACUGCUGUUGACUCACCCACCGGUGUGGUACAAGCCGGAGCUGGUGAAGACUGAGAAGGAGUUGGAAGAUGAUGAGCUCAAAGGCGUGCUGUCCAAGUCCCUUCGUGAGAGCAAAAAGAGUAAGAAGAAGGCAAAGGAAGCCGAGGGCAACGACGCUUAGGAAGCUGAAUAAAAUUACGUGUAUAGUAAACGAUCGCAGUUCGGCUAUCGGUGAACUUUUCUUCUGUACCAUGACAUGACAUGGGAGCUCUGCCUCCCUCACAAACCGUUGUUUUCCUGAUCAUCACGUAGAUAUCACUCAUUUUCGUUCCGAGUCCUCUCCAAACUCGCCGAUAGUUCGGGCGACUAGAUCUACAUUCUCCAGAAAGCCAUUCGUCGUCAGCCUCGCCAGUCGAACAGUCGAAGUUGCGAAUGACCUGCGUUUCGUUCAAUAUCAUGUGUGAUGGGCUUUGGACCUCUUGUGAA